Alosa alosa (allis shad) is the source of this 2334-nucleotide messenger RNA. RefSeq names its product osteoglycin, paralog a (gene ogna). The record is from RefSeq and is a predicted model, not a curated record. The transcript has 6 exons. Lineage: Eukaryota; Metazoa; Chordata; Actinopteri; Clupeiformes; Clupeidae. Bases 158 to 1048 code for a protein of 296 amino acids. Gene Ontology annotation, molecular function: protein binding.
UUAAAGUCUGUUCCAUAAACUCCAGCUUAAGAAUCCCCUGGCAGCUACUCGUACAGGCUUUAAAUACUGAUUUGACAGAUCACAUUUUACUCCCAGGCACAAAGAAAAUAGCCUGCACUGCCGUCUUGCACUCCAACACAACAGCAAGCACGUCUACAUGCUUGUGGACAAGAUGGCAAACAUAAUGAGAUCCAUGUUUUUCACCUUUAUAUUUGCUCCGUGGGUUCUCUCAGCAUCGGCAAGGCAACACUACCAUGGUGCACAUUCCAGAAAGGAUAUACAACUUAAUGAAGACGCCUACUUGGAGUCGAGGUUUAAGAGAGAUGUGACCACUGUAACGGACUCCGACUACGACUCUGACUCCGUUUUCUUGCCGGCUGACGCUGCAGAGGACACUGCACCAGGCACAGCUGAUGAUCUGCCCACAUGUCUGCUCUGUGUGUGCCUCACUGGAUCAGUGUACUGUGAGGAGGUAGUACCUGACAUGACCUCUGUGCCAGCCUUGCCCAAGGAGACUGCCUACCUCUAUGCACGCUACAAUAAGAUCAAGAAGAUUACAGCCAAAGACUUUGAGGAUAUUGUCACUUUGAGAAGGAUUGACCUUACUGGAAACCUCAUUUCUGAGAUUGAGGAUGGUGCUUUUUUAAAGCUUACUCUUCUAGAAGAUCUGUCACUGGCUGAGAAUCAGUUGGUAAAGCUUCCAAUGCUGCCUGCCAAGUUGAUCUCCUUCAAUGCUAAUCACAACCACCUUAAGACCAAGGGUGUCAAGGCCAAUGCUUUCAAGAAGUUGACCAAGAUAGUGAAUCUUUUCCUUGCUCACAAUGAACUGGAGGCAGUGCCCCAGAUUCCAGAAACUGUACGCAUACUGCACCUGCAGAAUAACAACAUCUCCUCAAUUAGUGAUGACACAUUCUGUAAAGGGAACAAUACCUACUACAUUCGACCAAACAUGAAUGAGAUCCGACUGGAUGGAAACCCAGUCAACCUGGCCCAGUACCCAAACAGCUUUACCUGCCUUAAGUCACUGCCAAUUGGACGAUACCAUUGAGCAUGAUUAAAACCAAAAUCUGUAUGUGGCAAGUGGCAAACAUGUCUCCAGUCUUGAGAAGUAUCAUGUUAUGGGCUGAUUCUGUUUGCAUUAGGUGACUCAAAGUCUUAAAUUAUACAUUUCACAACAAAGGUUGGGUAUUUUCCCUAACAUGUUGUGCCAGUCACACAAAUGCUCUCUGAAUGCCUUUUUGCUCGUCUCUGUGUACCAGUUAAGUUCAUCUUUACAGUCUGUAGACUGGCUUUCAGCAAUGACUGACAUUGAAUCAUUACUUGUGUCCACUGUACAUAAAAUCCUUCUUGUAAUAAUUGACUUCCCAAAAAAAUGGAGUCAAACUCUCCCCUUUUCUUAGAAUUCUGUGAAUUUCCUUCACUUUAACUGUACUUAUUAAAACUAUUUAAAACUGAUUGUAGGAAUAAAGAAAAUAAGGGACAGAUACAACAGUAGGCUAUAGAGAAGAUAAAUCAAGGUGGUUAUAUUACACUUCUAAGUGAAUUAUUUUUCUACUAAAUGAACACUUAUUCUGAUGGCUACUACAGAUGCAUGUGAUAAUCUGAAAAUAAUACAUUUUCAUGUUUAGUCCCUGAAACAGAUCUGUUUAACACUAAUGAAAUGUUUUACUUAUGAUACAACCCAUUUUAAUAUAUUAUAUUCAAAACAGGUAAUGGUUAAGCUUGUUAGUUUGUUUGUCUGAGAACACUUGUGGACAAGUCUCCCAUUACUUUAAAAAUCGGUGAAUAUGCCAUCCAUACUCACCCAACAUAAACACAUCAAAUGUGUCUCAUGCACAGUCAGUCCCAUUUGGUAUCACAAGACUUUCAUGUGAUAGUGCUGCUAAUGUUAACAAUCACAUGUGGCUAAAUAUUUGCUUGGAGGCAAUCCCCCAAUAGCCACCUUCAUCUUGAGACUUGUCUUCUCCUUUACCAUUAAAUACAGUGGCUUCAAUGAAGGAGUCUACUCCACAUUCACAGACAGCUGGUACAGAAGUGUAGUAUGGUUAAAAAAAACACGAAACCACCAGACCAGAGAGGGUGUUUCUUUUAAAACAUAAAUAAAGACACAGUUGAGUCAUGGCAAUGGUAUAAAAAAUGUUGCUGUUGCUCCACCAUUUCAUCAUGUUUGACAUUUUUUUCUUUCUAAAUAUAUGAGCAUCUGAUCUUGCUAUAAUAAUGUAUUAACCUAGGAUUAACUACCUAUGUGAAUUAUCAAAGUAUGCUGUACAGAAAGGCAUUGUCUGUAUUGUUUUAUGGCAUCCUUAAUUAUUUUAAUAAAACUGUUUUAGUUAA